Trichomycterus rosablanca is the source of this 676-nucleotide messenger RNA. RefSeq names its product ADP-ribosylation factor 4-like. Gene Ontology annotation, molecular function: GTP binding; GTPase activity. The record is from RefSeq and is a predicted model, not a curated record. The transcript is spliced from 6 exons. The coding region runs from base 60 to 602 and encodes 180 amino acids. Gene Ontology annotation, cellular component: plasma membrane; cytoplasm. Gene Ontology annotation, biological process: vesicle-mediated transport; intracellular protein transport. Lineage: Eukaryota; Metazoa; Chordata; Actinopteri; Siluriformes; Trichomycteridae.
UCUCAUCACUGACUUUUAUUCUUCAACCCUGAACACAUUAAUCAUUCAGCUUUUUCAUUAUGGGAAACUUUUUUGCUUCCAUUUUUUCUCGGAUGAUUGAGAAGAAGCCAGUAAGAUUGCUGAUGGUUGGUCUGGAUGCAGCAGGGAAGACGACAGUCCUCUACAAACUUAAACUGGGAGAAAUUGUAACUACAAUUCCCACUAUUGGCUUCAACGUUGAAACAGUUGAUUACAAGAACAUCUCAUUCACUGUGUGGGACGUAGGAGGACAAGAUGUUAUAAGACCACUCUGGAGACACUACUAUCAAUAUACCACGGGUCUCAUCUUUGUGGUGGACAGUAGUGAUCGGGACCGAAUUGAGGAAGCUGCUUGGGAGCUUCAGAAAAUGCUUGAGGAAGAUUUACUAAGGGACGCAGUUGUGCUGAUUUUUGCAAACAAACAGGAUUUACCCCAUGCAAUGUCAGUCCAUGAGAUGACCGAGAGACUGGGGUUACAUGCUAUGAAGGGAAGAACUUGGUACGUCCAGUCAACUUGUGCAAUCAAUGGAUCAGGUUUAUAUGAAGGACUGGACUGGAUAGCAAAUCAGAUGUCCAAAAAAUAACACUGCACUUCAUAAUGUUAAUAAUUCUUACAGAAAUGUACAUUUGAAUGAAUAGGAUAUUUCUAUAUAUUUAU